This is a messenger RNA of Ochotona curzoniae (black-lipped pika), 1443 nucleotides long. RefSeq lists its product as uncharacterized. The transcript has 2 exons. Lineage: Eukaryota; Metazoa; Chordata; Mammalia; Lagomorpha; Ochotonidae. The record is from RefSeq and is a predicted model, not a curated record. The coding region runs from base 37 to 1317 and encodes 426 amino acids.
GUUACUUUUUCCGUCUCCCCACAUAGGCUGGUUUGAAUGCUUCUGGGUCACAUGGCAGCCAAGUACACGGCAAAGGCAGUUCCGUGGUUUACAUGGCUGGGGACCAGGUUCCUGUUUUCCUUGCAGAGCUGUGGGCGUCAGUCUGCACAAAGCAAGGGCAGCAGCGGGCCGGGCGGCAGCGGGCCGGGCAGCAGCAGGCCCGGGACCCCUGGAUCCGCCAACUGGACACCCUUCAGACUGCAGGCUGGUCCUACCAGAGCCAGUGCUGCCCACAGGAUGGGUGCCCGCAACAUGUCCUGGAUCCGGUACCCGAGCCAGGUGUCCCCUGCUGUGGAGGAUGUCAUUGCCUCGCAGAGCAUCGUGUCCAGGUGUGCCCAGGUCUACCUGGUCCUGUGUGUCCCGCUCAGCUUGGCCACAGGGCUCUUCAACUUGACUGCCCUGGUCCGGGACCGCGCCAGCCUGGGAGCCCUGAGCGUGCUCCUCCUGGGUCUCACGGUCACCAGCCUGCUGGGAACGCUGCUGUCCCUCAGUGCCGCCGGCAGGCCCGACUACCUGCUCACCACGAACCUGGGCUGCGCGACCCUCUGCUUCCUUGCCAACAUCUGCUACUUCCACAGCCAGUACCUGCAGGUGGCCAUGUGCGCCCUGUCCUUGCAGUCUGGCUCCCCGGCCCGUCUGCUCACGGCCAUCCAGGGUGCCCGCCGGCCUGCAGGGGGCCUGGCUGUCCUCCUGGGCUGUGCUCUCUGUAGCUCUUUGGUACUGGUAGCCCUCCUGGGCACAGCUGGGGACCUCCACAAGAUGACUGCAUGCCAGCUAGACCCGCUGGCAGCUUGGCCUGAGUAUGAGAUUGUCAAGUUCAGCCUGGGCCUUGGGCUCGCGCUGGCCUUCAAGCUGGGGUGCCUCAUUCUGUGCAUGGUCCCAGCGGCCAGGCAGGCCACUCCAGCCCUCAGAGACUUGGCCCGGGCCUGCCCGGUGGUGCCGGCCCUGGCUCUGACCAUGCUGGCCUGCAGGCUGCCGUACAAUGCAGCGCUGCUGAGGCGGGCCAGCCUGAAGCUGCAGCAGGACAUCGGCUCCCCGCGGCACGAACUGUUCAUGAGCCUGGCAGAGCUGCUGCUAGGUGGGGAGAGCUGUGCCAGUUCCCUGGCCACCCUGGCUCUGCACCCACCCUGCAGACAGGCUCUCCUCUGCACAGUGGAGCGGCUCACUUGGAAAUGCCGGGGACGAGGUGCUGAGCACAACGUCUCCCUGCGCAGGGUGGAGGCCAGCGGCCCACCUGCCGGACACAGCCACCGUGGCCCUCAACAGAGGCUCUCGUAGGUCCCAAGGCCAGAGCGAGCACCCCUGGUACUAAUGAACCCCCAUCCUGGAGUGGGGCUCCUGGUACUGACUCUGCCCCCCCAGUGAGCACUGCAGUGCCCGCUCCUGGUACUGACUCUGCCCCCA